AUGUCAGCUAACAAAGUGAACGAAGUCCUUAUAAAGAUCACACACACUGGGCUCUGCGGCACGGAUAUUCACGCCAUUGGAUGCAACUCAGUCCUAGGCCACGAGGGCAUUGGAAUCGUGGAGGCGAUAGGGUCGGAAGUCACACAGUUGGAGAUUGGCGAUCGAGUCGGGGGUGGAUUCUUGCGCAACUCUUGUGGGCAUUGCAAGUACUGCCUAAAUGGACAGGACAUGUGGUGCUAUGACCGAGAUAUCUUCAUGGAGUCCGACGGAAGCAGACAGAAUGGCACCCUUGCCGACUACUACGUUGGUAUCGAGACUUAUGUGUACAAGAUCCCGCGAGUCAUUUCCAACGAACAUGCAACACCCCUACAAUGUACUAGAGCUACUGUAUACUCGACUCUGAUUGAAAGUGUGAAUCCUGGGCAGCGUGUUGGAAUAGUUGGCAUUGGUGGUCUAGGACAUCUUGCCAUCCAGUUUGCAGCGAAAAUGGGGGCAGAUGUUGCCGUGUUUUCAUCAACUGCGGCCAAGGAAGAAGAAGCUCGACGAUUUGGCGCGUCUGAGUUUUGCCUUUUGCAAGAACCAGGAAGUAUCAACAAGCCUGUCGAUGUGCUUGUCAUAGCCGGCUCUGCAUAUCCGGAAUGGGAGAAGUUUCUCGACAAAAAGGUUCUUGCUAGAAAUGGCAUUGUUAUACCACUAUCUGCUCCGGAUUCCAUGAAUUUACCGGGAGGACCCAUGCUCUUCAACGGAUACACAAUGAAGAUGUCGCUGGUCGCGACUAGGAAGGUUCACCGUGACAUGCUGGAAUUUGCAGCACUCCAUUCAAUCAAGCCUACAGUCGAGACAUUUGAGCUGUCUGACUCCGGCGUUGCAGCUGCCUUGAAUAAGCUCAAGGCAGGCACUAUGAGAUAUAGAGGUGUCCUAGUUGCGGCCUAG
Molecule: messenger RNA, 933 nt
Organism: Trichoderma atroviride IMI 206040
Lineage: Eukaryota; Fungi; Ascomycota; Sordariomycetes; Hypocreales; Hypocreaceae
Source: RefSeq, a predicted model, not a curated record